Amborella trichopoda is the source of this 5757-nucleotide messenger RNA. It is a transcript of the gene RST1, whose product is annotated as ARM repeat superfamily protein. The record is from RefSeq and is a predicted model, not a curated record. Gene Ontology annotation, biological process: regulation of post-transcriptional gene silencing. NCBI's taxonomy places the organism in Eukaryota, Viridiplantae, Streptophyta, Magnoliopsida, Amborellales, Amborellaceae.
UCUACUUCGAGAUCCUUCCCCACUUGAACCGAUCACCAAGGUCCAAGACCCAUUCGCAAACCACCCAUUCUCAUUUAUACUCCACAGCUAUCAAUGCUUCAGUAAUGGACACUUAUGGUCCUCUUAUCCAGAAAAUUAGGGUUCCUCAACCCUCUCUCCAACGACUUGCAGUGAUUUCUAUUUUCCGAAAGCUCAGAUCCUCUGCAAGUAAACUCGAUUUUCAGUCUAAUACAAGCAGGGACGCUCUCUAUAACUGUCUCCAUUGCGAAGAGCUCGCUGUUCUGGACCAGACAGUGAGAGAAUUGUGUCUUUUGGUAAAGGAUGGAAUAUUGGAACCUCAUUUAGCUUUUCAAGAGCUUCUAGCCGGUCUUGAGGCCUGCAAUGCUCGUUCACUUAGUCUUUUUGUCAAAGGAAUAGGGCUUCUUUGUCGAAUUGCUGUUGAAAAGGAACCAUCAUGGCUUAUCGGCCCCCCUGAUCUUCAUCCAUUCGUUAAGGUGUUUGGUUGUCGAGUUGAGGUUCACAAUGAACUCAUACAACAGUUAAUUCUGCAGAUUUUGCACAUGGAAUCAUUGAAUUCCAGAGAUGUUGUCAAAUUCGUGAGACCAUUCUUGAUGCUUACUGUUCUUCAAGCUUCUAUUUCAAGUGCUUCGUCCUUCUUUGUGAGGCGAUUGUUGUCCACUCUGGCAUCAUUAGCUUGCUCUCUGUCCUCAGAGGGGCUACCCAUCUUCAAGACUCUUAUAGAAUCCUUGAAAUAUUUCCCUUGGGAGAGUUCAGAAGAUUUUGCGUGUCUUAUUGCUUGUGCGGAAGAUUUGGUGGAUGCAUUUGAAGCCAUAUUGAAGCAAAUGGCUGGCUCUGAAGAGCUGGUAAACGAAGCACAAGCCCUUGGGACAGAUUUGAUGGACAUUCUUUUAUCCUAUAGAUAUCCUUGGAAGCUAACUAUUGGGAUUGAGCCAAUUAUGGAGCUAUCAAAGCGUGUUGUACUCAUCCAAAAGAGUUACACUUUGAGUUAUUUACCUGAUUUCAGUGCAAUUGUGGCAUCUUUGUUCUGUAUUCUCAUUGCAACAGAGAUUGAACAUGAGCAACUCUCAAUAUUGAAACUUUCCACUUUACUAGUGAAAUGGAGACAUGAAAGUGAAUAUGUGAGGGGAAGACAUGGAGUUUGUUAUGGUGAAGAACUUCUGUUUGUUUUACCUAUUACUCAUCUUAUGGUAUCUCCCUCUAAGUGCAUCAAAGAUGCAGCUGCUGAUCUUCUUCAUGUUUUAGAAAGUGUAGUAGUGGAUUUACUUUCUGCACCAAUGAACAUUGCACUCAUUAAUGAAGGACCACCUUCCACAAGCAGACCAGAAACUGUUGUUCGAAGACUAUUCCGGUACCUUUGGCUUCAGGAUCAUUCUUAUUCAGCUGAUGUGUACUGUCUGCUAUUGACUUGCAAAUCUCAAUUCAAAAGUAAUGAAAUUCCGGACAAGAUGAAGUCUUGGUUAGAUCAAUUGAGGUUGUACUGUCUUGGUUCUUCUGGAGGGUUAAAAUCUACAUCUGUCUUUCAGUUGCAAGAUUACCAGACAAGAGGUAUGCCUUCAUUGCUUGGUGCUGUCGCCUCAGCUUUAGUUAUGCACCAAACUUUGGGCUGCCCUGCCAUUGAAGCUUUGACUGCUAUUGGGAUGAUGGAGCCCAGAUUAGAUGUUUCACUGUUACUUGUCACUUUAUUCUAUAGUAAAAUCUUGUGCACAAACUUGAGUAACUCUAAUGAAGUUCUGGUCAAACUUCUGGGUAUGCUUCCAUCACUGGCAUCACAUUCCUCUAUGGUACCACUUAUCAUCCAGACUAUUUUACCAAUGCUUCACAGGGAUGCCAAACCAAUAUUAAUUGCAACAUCUGUUCGCUUGCUUUCCAAGACGUGGGAGGUUUCAGACCGUGUCUUUGCACAUCUACGAGGUGCCUUGCUUCCUACUGCUUUUGCAGAUUCUGCCUCGGAGAGGGAUCUAGGUAUAAGCCUGGCUGCUUCUGUGCGUGAUGUUUGCAAGAAGGAUGCUGACAGGGGUGUUGACAUUAUCUUAUCUGUUUCCGCUUGCAUUGAGAGCAAAGUUUCCACAGUCCAAGCUUUGGGUUUGGAGAGCUUAGGCCAUUUGUGUGAAGCUGAUGUAGUUGAUUUUUACACGGCUUGGGAUGUAAUUCAACAGCAUUUGUUGGACUAUUCAAAGGACCCAAUUGUUGCUUGUAGCUUAUGCAUUCUUCUAAGAUGGGCCGCAACUGAUGUCGAGGCAUAUCCUGAACCUUCAAAGAGCAUUUUGCAAAUUCUUGUGGAAAUUGCAACCUCAAGGCAUAUAGGCUAUGGAGAUAGAUGGGUAAAGGCACGGGUCUCUGCAUUUAAAAGCUUGAACCAUUAUGAGGUUGGGCAUAUUCAGCAAACCAUUCCUGACUUUCUGAGCCAGAAAGUGGAUUGGCUUCUAUCUGAAUCUGAUCCACAAGUACUUAGGGCCAUUGAAGAACUGGAAAUCAAGAUCAUGGCCUAUGAACAUGUAAAUCGAAGACGCUUCGGAAGGGAAAAGAAACUUUUGGUGAAAAAAGUUGAAAAGUUGUUGAGUGUCCUCCCACAAGUUUUCUUUUCUUCAGGACACAGAGAUACAGCGGUUGGAAUUUACCCUGGCACUGCUUUAUUUUGCCUUGCCUUUCCUGUACCUAAAUAUCACCAAGGCAGAGGGAUGCAGAAGGAAUUGCAGAAAUUCCAAGAUGUAUAUGAGGGAGUUGUGACGGAAAUAACAGUAACCCUGAAUCUGUCAAGGAAUAUUGUUUUUGCAUUGCUCGCGAUUCAGUCAUGGCAGAUUUUCAUGUCCCGUUGGAUAAGAGCAAUCAUGCUCUUUGAUACAGAAGAGCUGUUUGGAACCAAUGAAAGAAGAUCAACAAUGGCAGCCGAUUGCAUUCUUAAGGUUCUUUGUAGGAUAGCGGAGGGAUCCAUUCCUCGAGCAGCUGAAAACAUAGCUCUAGCCAUUGGUUCAUUAUGCAUGGUCUUGCCUCAUCCAGCCCAUUCUAUAAUCUCUAUUGCAUCAAUGUUUUUGUUGGAUUGGUUGCAUCAACACGAACAUGAAUACAAGCAAUGGCCAGCUGCAAUCUCAUUGGGCCUGGUAUCUGGUUGCUUACAUGGAACUGAUUGGGAGAAAAAAUUUCACAUUGUCAACACACUUCUUAAGGUUUUAUAUGGCAGCAAUAAUUCGCUUGUCCAAGGAGCAUGUGGGGUAGGCCUUGGUUUCACUUGCCUUGAUCUCUUUGCUCGAAAUGAAGUUGGUAAUGAUUUGGGCAUAGAUGAGGGGAAUUAUAAGAUGAAGGAAGUGGAAUUACUGAGAAUGAUAGUGAGAGCCUUGGCAAGGAUGAUUGCCCUGAUGUGCCCUUCUAACAUGGCUGUGAAGGACCUUUGCCAAUAUAAUCCCAUUGGUGUUGGUCACUUUCAGGAAGAGAAGGAAGCUGUUGGUUCGGCCGGUGCCAGCUGUAAGAAUUUGAAGGAUGAUGUAUGGGGUGGUGCUGGUCUUAUUAUUGGUCUGGGCAGUUGUGUGCCUGCUAUUUACCGAUCCGGAGAUCACAAAACUGUCCUGAAAAUAAAACAAAUACUGAUGUCCUGGAUCCCUCAUGUUAAUGUGAACAUUCAUAGCUAUGAAAAUGUCCCUAUGUUGUCUUUAUCGGUGGGCUCGUGUCUUGCACUUCCCACCAUUGUAGCUUUAUGCCAAAGAGCAGAGAUGGGGGAUGACAACCUAGACCCUCUUGUGAUUGGAUAUCGUGAACUAAUUUCUGAACUUUCAAAGGUGAACAAGUUCGGAACAUCCCAUCAGAAUCUGACGAUGGCAUCCUGCAUUGGUGCUGGAAACCUGAUCUCUUGCAUUUUGGAUGAAGGAGUGUACCCUAUAAGAGUUGAGCUUAUAAAAUCUUUACUGGAAAUGAUGAGAGAUGCAUACAUGAAACCAAACUCUCCUUGUGUUCACUUGGGUGGUAUGUUUGGGGUGGUUAAUGCGUUAGGUGCUGGGGCAGGGCUUCUAACUCGUACAUCCUCAUGGUUUUGUUCUCAGAUUGAUUCCAACGAAAUAGCUUCAUCUUAUAUCAAUGGGCCCAUACUAUCCAGUCCUAUUUGUGAGCCACUCUCUACAUCACUCAUGCAAGAAAUUUUUCUGGUUGCUCGAGAAUCUGAAAACCAAGAAAUGAGAAGUUCUGCUGCGUGGUCAAUGUCUUUCCUCAGAAAUAGAUGGCUGUCCAGGGAUUUACCUGCAGUAAAUAGUUUCCAGAGUUACCCAGUGGAUAGCAAACCUGUCUCUCAAAACUUUCCAGAAGACAGUGCAGUUUGGAAAUUCUGUUUGUGGUUGAUCGAUCUUAAUUUUUCAAAGAUGAGUACAAGUGCCCCUGCAAAUACAGUUGCCUCAGUCUUGAGAUGCCUUGCACGUGCUCCUCGGCUGCCCUCCGCCUUGGAUUGGGGAAUAAUUAUUAGACGUUGCAUGAAAUAUGGUGAUCAUGCUUCCAUCAACCAUAAUUCUGAUCAGUCCCUUGAAAGAGGAACAGUAAGAGUGGAAUGCCUCGCUCUUUCUUUUGCACAUGCGCAGCAUGUCAUUCCUCUUCUAUGCUUUCUCGAUGAGCUCUUUGAGCUUGCUAGGUUUCAGUUGCUUGAGGUUCCUCUCAAGUCCUUCCUCCUGGCUCAUUUGGUAGAUAUGAUGAAACUUCUCUCUAAAUCCAGAAUGGAGAAACUGUACAAUGGUAUGUUUGAGUUCUUUAGUUCUCCAUCUUCCUCUUACAUGGAUUAUGACCCAAAUACGAAGAAGUCAUUGAGGGCGUCAUUCUGGAAAGGUUUGCAGAUAUGCCCUUCAGGGCCAAUUGGCACCACGCUUUCUCUGUCAAUCUUGGAUAAGUGCCUUGAUUCAAUGUUCGUUUUACUGCCUCCAUGGCCUUCUGAUGACUGCGAUCAAGAGUGGUCAGAGGCCAUUACAUGUCUUGGCCAGGCUCAACAGGAAUGGCUGGUGAAUAUCCUGCUGGUACAGGAAACAGACUCAACACUAGGAAAGCUGUCUAAUGAAGCAGCAAAGAGAAUUUUUUUGAGAGCUAGACUAGUAAUGAAUGAUCGCUCACCACUGUCAGAGCUGAUGAAAUUGUUGCCUUAUGUCCUUAAUAAAGACUCAGAUGUUGCAGGAUUUUGGCGGGUACUAUUGGAAGUGGCUGCGGCUGUGCAGUGUGCCGAAAUCAGCAUUAAACAGCAGUGGCUUAUCGAUACAAUUGAUAUCGGUUGCAUAACCGAGUAUCCUUCUACGGCUCUACGAUUUCUUGGCCUUCUAUCAAGCUGCUGGUGCCACUAUGCUGUAGUUUUGAUUUCAAACCCAGAUUCAGUCCUGAGGGACCUGCCAGUCACACUUCCUUCUCUUUUCUUAUCCGGUGCCUGGAAACCUGUUGUGGAGGCUCUUGCUGCCAAGCUGUGGGCUUUCUUGGAGCGCAUUCAUGGCUGGGCUGCACAUUUGGAAGGUGGGGACAAGGAAAAAUUCCAGGGCAGCAUUGACAAAAGCCAAGAAAGCAUGUCUAGUUUCCUCUUACUUGUUUUGCAUGCUACCUGUAUUCACCUCAAGGACUACCUACCUUUUGAGUUGCAGCUGAGACUGGCAUCCAUGGAAAUUGUAUAAAUGUACGUCAAUUAUUAAGCUAAUGGUUAUUUGUUGAUCUUUUAGUCCUUCGAAGCACAUACAUUUGGGAUGAAUGUAGAAGUUUGGAUUUUUUAUGUCAAUUUUCUUUUCAUGGUCU